AUGGCGGCCGCGCUCCGGUGGCUCCUGGUCGAGCACCCCGCCGUCGCCUCCUUCCACUGGCGCCCGGGCACCACGCUCGCGUCGUCGCCGUCCUUCCCCGCCGCCGUCAUCUGCGCCUACCUCGCCACGGUGCUCCUCCUCCACCGCCGCGUCCUGCCCCUCCCGUCCCUCCCGCCGCGCGCGCUCCGCGCCGUCUCCGCGCUGCACAACUGCGUCCUCCUCGCCCUCUCCGCCGCGAUGGCCGCCGGCUGCGUGCUCUCCGCGGCGGCCACGGCGCCCUCGCCGCGCUGGGUCUUCUGCUUCCCCCCGGGCGGCGCCACGGAGGCGUCGGGCCCGGUCUUCUUCUGGGCGCACGUCUUCUACCUCUCCAAGAUGUACGAGCUGGGCGACACGCUGCUGAUCCUCGUCGCCCGCCGCCCGCUCACGCUGCUCCACGUCUACCACCACGCCGUCGUCAUCGCCAUGUGCUACCUCUGGCUCGCCACGCGCCAGUCGCUCAUGCCCGUCGCCCUCGUCACCAACGCCGCCGUGCACGUCGUCAUGUACGCCUACUACCUGUGCUGCACCCUGGGCCUCCGCUGGCCGCCGCGAUGGAAGCGCGCCGUCACCGAGCUGCAGAUCCUGCAGUUCCUCUUCAGCUUCGCCGCCUCCGUCGUCAUGCUCUGGUUCCACUUCGCCGCCGGCGGCUGCGAGGGGAUGGCAGGGUGGGCCUUCAACGCCGUCUUCAACGCCUCCCUGCUCGCGCUCUUCCUCGACUUCCACGGCGCCGCCUACGCCGCCAAGGCCAAGGCCAACAAGAAGAACACCACCAAUGGCAACAAUGGCAAUGGGGGGAAAUCAGAGUGA
Molecule: messenger RNA, 846 nt
Organism: Triticum turgidum subsp. durum (durum wheat)
Lineage: Eukaryota; Viridiplantae; Streptophyta; Magnoliopsida; Poales; Poaceae
Source: the annotation of a GenBank genome assembly